AUGGCUGAAAUGAGCUUUUGCAGCAGUUACAAUGGGCUGCACUACUGGCUGAUACCUGCAGUGGCGUUUUCUUUCUUCUCUGCCUUCUCAAGAAUGAGAAAGAAUUCCCUUGGCCGCAGAGCUCCUCACAAUCAAACAUUCAGCCUUCCACUGCCUCUCCAGCUCCUCUGCACCCACGGCGAUCGAUGGAGCUUUGCCGUGGCCUUCGGGGCCCUCUUUAGCGUGUUCUUGGAGAGGAUGAUUGGCCCCGAGGUGGUCCCCUGCCUUUAUUACAAGCAUUCCCUGUGGAUCGUCGGUUUCAUACAAGUUCUCUCUGCCCUGGAAGUGUCACUGGUGCACUACCCCAUCUUCGUCUGCCUCACUCAUGAGAAUGUAACCCUUGGAAACCUGCUUGGCUUUGUCUACACCCUGGCCUGGUUUAUCUACCAGGCGGUGAUGACUGCUUCUGGCCCUGAGCAGACAAUGUUUCCCUCAAGGACAUAUCAAGACAUUUUGGAGUUCAGAAGCAGGUGGUACCACGUCCUCCCGUCUCUGCUGUGCACUGCCUUACUUGUCCUGCGCUUCCUCCUCGUCUUCUUCAAACCAUCGCUCCUCGGGCGCAGCACACAGCCCCAGGACGAGGGUGUGCCCAUGGCUCUUGCACACAAUAUUGCCUAUAUGAAACGCCUGCUGCAAACCAGAACUCCAGAACCUCUUGGGCAGAAGAACUGGUUUCAGCGACGUCUCUACACCUGGGACGCUUGUUUCCGCUUCCCAGCCCGAAUGCUCAUUAUGGUGGCGAUGGCCCUGAUCGGGGUCUACAGGGUGAGUGAGAUUGUGGACAUGAACCUGUACUCCACAUACUUCAGCUGCAUACUUGUAUGCCUCUGA
This is a messenger RNA of Conger conger (European conger), 870 nucleotides long. RefSeq names its product stimulated by retinoic acid gene 6 protein-like. The record is from RefSeq and is a predicted model, not a curated record. Bases 1 to 870 code for a protein of 289 amino acids. NCBI's taxonomy places the organism in Eukaryota, Metazoa, Chordata, Actinopteri, Anguilliformes, Congridae. Gene Ontology annotation, molecular function: retinol transmembrane transporter activity; signaling receptor activity. The transcript is spliced from 8 exons.